This is a messenger RNA of Euleptes europaea (tarantolino), 2722 nucleotides long. It is a transcript of the gene SLF2, whose product is annotated as SMC5-SMC6 complex localization factor 2. Gene Ontology annotation, biological process: protein localization to site of double-strand break; positive regulation of double-strand break repair; DNA damage response. Lineage: Eukaryota; Metazoa; Chordata; Lepidosauria; Squamata; Sphaerodactylidae. The record is from RefSeq and is a predicted model, not a curated record. Gene Ontology annotation, cellular component: site of double-strand break; nucleus. Bases 1 to 2700 code for a protein of 899 amino acids. The transcript has 20 exons.
AUGACCCAGUACCUCAGCAGCAGCCCGAGCAGCGGCGGGGACGGCCGCGCCCUGUGGGGCUCCCUCGGCAGCCCCGCCAGGCUCUAUUGUAAACUGGCGGGCCGGGCAGACGGCGCCAGGAAUGGCAGGAACCAGUGUAUUACUGAUUUCUUCCAGCCAGCUCCAAAACAAGAUCGAGCUGUGUUAUGUAGUCCAGAAAAAAGAAAUGGGAAGCUUGGACUUCCAGUCUUACAUGCAGAUCAUCCUAGAAGAAAUGUAUGUUCUCCAAAGCAAAAUAGAAGGAAGAAAUUUCUACCUCCACCACCCGAUAAAAGCCCCAUAAUUGAUGCUUUUUUCAAAGGCGCCAAGAUAGAGAAAAAAGACAGUUCAAAUGAUGAUGGAGCUUCUACAAUCGAGAAAGCCACAUAUCCAAAAGUUGUGGUCCGGAAACUCUUUCCAUCAGAAGGCUCUCCAGACUGUUCCUUCAGAGUUGAUACUGGUAUGAGGGACCUGGAAAAGAGCGAAAAAUGUCCUCUUCGAACAAGAACACCAUUAGUAGAGAACAGUAGAGAAUGUAAAAUGGAAUAUAUGGAUCUAGAGACAAUCGGUUCUGGCUUGAACAAAUGGGCUUCAGCAUCAGAAAAUGACCAUUUGAGAAAGGAAAGCCAUAUAUCCCGGUGCCAAAAAACAGGUGGUUCCAAGACACUACAAUCCAGUCCAGCCACUGCUUCACAACAGUCAUCACCAGAAACCCUUGGCAGUGAUAAACAAGUGAAAAAAGAAAAGAUGCUGUUUAAGCAGCAGCCUUCUGGUUCUGUAAAGAAGUCCUUGGCAAAUAAUGUUUCUCAGCAGGAUACCAUGGAUCUCUUAAGAAAAAGAUCAUGUUCAUCUUCAUGGGAAUCUUCCACAGAUUGCAACCAUGUCACCAUCCCUCACUCUUCAUGUGACUUAAAUGAGAUGAGCAGUGAAGAUUCAAAUCUAGAGAUGUGUACAUUGAAUGAAAAAUCACGGAGCCUUUCUAAUGGUGAGGAUGAGAAUCCUGAAAGCAUUCUGGACAGCGGUGAUGAUGAGAUACUAUUGCCAUUUGAGGAAAUACUGGCUCAGAGUGCCAAACCUACAAAAAAACCAGAACUCACAAAUGAUGAUGAUGGUACACUGGACAUCACGAUUCUAUCACACAGUGGUCUUCUUUCCAAACCUUCCAUUGAGACUCAAGUUUCCUAUGUCAAUCGGCUGGAACAUCUUCUGAAGGAGAAGGAGGAAUUCAGAAGGGUAGAUGAACUAAAGAAACAGCUGCAGGAAGUUAAACAGCAAGUUGAAAAAGAUUCACCAUCUGAAGAACUAUCCAAUGAUGGAGAACUGUCUGCCGAACACAGAGCAUUUAUAGAGAGAUUUUCAGUAAUUGAUGCUAUUCCAGACCAGCACCCUGGGGAAAAUAUAUUCCAAAUGGCACACGCUGGGAAGAUCGUCAAUCAGCAUAACCUUGAUCUGAAGAAUUCUGGAUUCUUUCCCCAUAAUCCUAUUGAAAAAUACCUUCAUGACUCAGGAAUAACUCAACAGCUUUUUGUAAUUAACGAAGGCUUACUCCUGUCCGCUUACCAUAGUUCUCCUUGCCCAGUGCCCAUUUUAAAGUGGAUGUUUCAGAUGAUGUCAGUCCAUUCAGACAGAUUUGUUUCAAAUAAGAUUUUGGAUAUGUUGAUGGCAUUAACAAUUAAAAAUGCAUUGGUUUCUGACCAACCAAGGCCAUGGAUUCCAUCGCUAUGCGAUAUAGCAAUGGUGUUAAUCAAUAUGGGUGCUCCCUUUAACACACUGUUUCCUGUGCUGCGUUUUCAGCCUACCUUUACUGAGGAGAAUAUUAUGUCUGAAUUGUACAAGACUGUGAGGAAGCAAGCAACUGGAAACUUUGCAGAAAACCUGGCUUCUUUUUUUCUCCUGGUUCAAAGUCGUCUUUGCAACAUGGCUAAGUUUCUACAACUGUGUGUGGGUAUAUGCCCAGAACAUUACACCGACCAGGAAAUACUUCUGUUGCUGUUGCUUUUGUUUAAACUGAGUUUAGAAAAAGAGCUAAAACAAUAUCCACUAGUGGACUUGGAGAACCUUAUUAUGAAACUGCUGGAAAAUAUCAGAAAGUGGGAUACGGAGAUGCCCAAGUUGUGUCUGGCGAUAAGUUACCUGUCCAGCCACCAUCAUGACCUCUUGUGGUUGGUUCAGUUUGUUCCCAAUUGGACAUCACGUGGAAGACAAGCAAGACGACACCUUAGUUUGGUAGUAAUCUCAAAGCUUCUUAAAAACCAUGUGACUAUACCCAGUAGCCAGGACCAACAGAUGGCACUUCUGUGCCAGGAUCUGGUGGAGAUGAAGCCUUCAAAUCUGUUAAAGAAAAUUUCAAAAACAGAGACACAGCAAGAUGGUCUUAGUAAAGAGUCUCUUCUCCCUGAAUUUGAGCCCCAGGCCUACUACCUGACCUAUGUUCUGCUUCACUUGGUCAGGGAAGCUAGCAAUUCUGAGGCUGCAAAUUCUAAUCAAAGGAAAUGGCUACUGAAACUCUGUGGUACUCUGGAAAAACAUGUGAAAUGUGAUAUUAAGGAAGAUGCCAGGCUGUUUUAUAGAACUAAGGUAAAAGAUUUAGUUGCAAGAACAUACAGCAAAUGGCAACAAAUGAUCCAUAGUUCUCAGCCUACUCAGGGGAAGAUUCAUGAUUAUUGGGACCCAGAUUCUUAAAAUGGAUGGAUUGGGAAGAACA